Cimex lectularius (bed bug) is the source of this 876-nucleotide messenger RNA. RefSeq lists its product as uncharacterized. Gene Ontology annotation, biological process: regulation of transcription by RNA polymerase II. Gene Ontology annotation, cellular component: nucleus; transcription regulator complex. NCBI's taxonomy places the organism in Eukaryota, Metazoa, Arthropoda, Insecta, Hemiptera, Cimicidae. Bases 155 to 856 code for a protein of 233 amino acids. Gene Ontology annotation, molecular function: DNA binding. The record is from RefSeq and is a predicted model, not a curated record. The transcript is spliced from 4 exons.
UAUAUUGUAAAACAGACCCAAUUUUCUCUAAAGUAUUCAGCUGAUACAAAAAAAUUGUUUUUCCUCCUUUAAGAAUAUAAAAAAUUUUUGAUUCAAAAUUUUUUCCCCAAAUUCAAAGGAAAUAGAAACAGUUUGUAAAGUAAAGACUAAAGCAAUGGAGAAGGGGACAAAAGUGGUGAAGGUAAGAAAGAUGACCGUGCAAGAUAUUGUAGCAUUGAUCAAAGAAGUUGAAAAACACGGUGUUUUAUGGGACAAAACUAUGAAAGAACAUUCUAGUAAAAAGCUUAAAGAUUUUGCUUGGGAAAAUAUAUCCGUCACGCUGGGUUUCCCUAGUGAUAUGCUAAAAGAGAAAUGGAAAUGCCUUAAGCAAAUGUUUGCCCAAGAGUACAAGAAAUUCAUUAAGCAUAAGUUCAAUGACGGCCCUCUACCAGUCAAAUGGCCUUAUUUUGAUUCGAUGAGCUUUCUGAACCAGAUUGUUACAGCGCAAAACUCUUCGUCUAACGAAUGCCUAGUUGAUGAUACAAACAAUUGUAUAGUGCAGAACGAAGUUUUCGAAGCGAGUUCAAGAAACGAGGGGCACGGAUCGAGAAAAAAAAUGAAAAACAUACAAGUCGUUUCAACGAUGAACCAGGUGAUGAACACUGACGAGGACUAUCACUUCCUCCUGAGUCUAUUACAGCCGCUAAAGAGAAUACCGACUCUCCAGAAGUCUUCAUUUAAACUGAAGAUUCUACAGCUGUUGUGCGAAGAAGAGCAUUUCGCGACCAAUCAGCCGGUCGAUAAUUUCAACCACUGCUCACAAUAUGCUUAUAUGAAUCAACAGCCCACUUUCCAUCAAGGCACUGUUAACCAAUAAAAUUGGUUUGAAAGUUUAAA